CCGUGUUAAGUCUAACAGUUGCAACGGAUAACAUGCGGAAUGUUUGUCGCUUGUUAUAUCCUGGUUUUGGGAUAGGUAAAUAAGGAAGAGUAACCUUCAUUUGACAUAACGUUAGCUGAUAUGCUUAGCUAGCUCCUACUGCCACUUCUUAAUACUGGUAACGUUAACGGGCUGCUGUCUUAACUGCAUUUUUAUCUGUAUUGCUUCCAUCUCUUCAACAAUCGUUUGCUCUGUAUUGUAGGUGGUAAAUGGCGUCUGCAAAUGCCACGUACGGACAGAAGGAGUCCUCGGACCAGAACUUUGAUUACAUGUUUAAAAUCCUCAUCAUUGGCAACAGCAGCGUAGGAAAGACUUCCUUCCUUUUCCGCUAUGCAGACGACUCCUUCACGCCAGCCUUUGUCAGCACAGUGGGCAUAGACUUCAAGGUGAAGACCAUCUACAGGAACGACAAGAGGAUAAAGCUGCAGAUAUGGGACACUGCUGGCCAGGAGCGCUACAGGACGAUCACCACAGCUUACUACAGGGGAGCCAUGGGCUUCAUCCUCAUGUAUGACAUCACCAACGAGGAGUCCUUCAACGCCGUUCAGGACUGGUCCACCCAGAUCAAGACAUACUCAUGGGACAAUGCCCAGGUCCUCCUGGUGGGGAACAAGUGUGACAUGGAGGAUGAGCGGUUGGUGGCCUCAGACAGAGGCCGGCAGCUGUCUGAACAGCUGGGUUUUGAGCACUUUGAAGUGAGCGCUAAAGAUAACAUCAACGUGAAGCAGACCUUCGAGCGGCUGGUGGACAUCAUCUGUGAGAGGAUGUCCGAGAGUCUGGACAACAACGACCCGGCUGUCACCGGCAAUAAACAGGGGCCCCAGCUCACCGAGCAGCCCCAGAGGUCCCAUCAGGAUUGUGCUUGCUAAACUUGACUACACAAACACACUGCUGUCCUAAAAUCCACACACCUUUUUUAUUUUUAUAUAUAUAUAGAUUUGGCUCCACUUUCUUUUUCAUUCUCAUAGGUACAUGCGCAGACACACAACCACUGCCAUACAGAGACACACAACUUGGCUGCUUAGAUUCACCUCACCAAGAGCAUUAUCCAAAUGAGCCGGCUCUCCCCAAAGAUUUGGUGUUUUCAGUAACCUCAUCACCUCAAGUUUUUGUUGUUGAUUUCAGUAAUGCAGACAUUAUGUCAAAGUUAGUCUCAAACACACACACACACACACACACUCCUACUAUACUGUAUCCUAACAGAAUUAUAAAAGGCAAUGAAGGCUGAGACUUCAUCAUUCCUUGUUGUCUGUAAUUGGGUUUUAAUAUAAAAGGCUGUGGGUCCUCCAGUCCCAGGCCCCACUCUGUACUAAAGCCUCAAACCUAAAUUCAGACAAAUCAGUUGCAUUUGUUUAACUUUUAGUCCGAGUGGAAAUAUGUUUGUUGCUGUGGAUAUAAUAGCUGUUUUUUUUAUUUUUUGAGUUUGUUUGGUUGUGGUUCUGAGCAUGUGAAAUUGCUGGUCAUUCCCCAUGUUGUGAUUGAGUUUCUACAGAUAAUUAUGCUCCACGUUUGACAUCCAAACGGGUUCAUUACAAAGUUGUUGUUUUUUUUAAAUUUUAGGAAUGAAUCUAAGAAUAGCAAAGAUCAUGCAUAUCAGUUGGCUUGUCAACUUGUUAUAAUUAGUAUUCAUUUUUUGGCCACUUCCCCAGAUUUUAAAAUUUUUGUUCAGUGAAAUUGGUUGGCUGUGUUGCUUUUUCAAUUUUAGAUUCUUAGUUUUUUUUUGUACUACUUUUUUAAGGGAAACAACACAAUAAUAGGAAAAGGGAUGUCUCUCAC
Messenger RNA from Etheostoma spectabile (orangethroat darter), 1815 nucleotides. Its product is annotated as ras-related protein Rab-3A. Gene Ontology annotation, molecular function: GTPase activity; GTP binding. The record is from RefSeq and is a predicted model, not a curated record. NCBI's taxonomy places the organism in Eukaryota, Metazoa, Chordata, Actinopteri, Perciformes, Percidae. The transcript has 5 exons. Bases 249 to 908 code for a protein of 219 amino acids.